Molecule: messenger RNA, 882 nt
Organism: Lonchura striata (white-rumped munia)
Lineage: Eukaryota; Metazoa; Chordata; Aves; Passeriformes; Estrildidae
Gene: ANAPC10
Product: anaphase promoting complex subunit 10
Biological process (GO): protein K11-linked ubiquitination; anaphase-promoting complex-dependent catabolic process
Cellular component (GO): anaphase-promoting complex
Source: RefSeq, a predicted model, not a curated record
AGGAGGAGGAAGGUCCAGCCCGGGGAGAAGCUCGGCUGGCUGAGGCGACGUGUUCGCGCGGGGUCUGGGGGCUGCCCAGCCGGGUGCCGCCCUCCCGGCGUGCGUCGCCCCCUUGGCCGGAGAGCGGAGCCCGGGCGGGGGAUCCGGCGGGGCCCGUGCUGUGAGUAGAAAUGACUACCCCAAACAAGACCCCACCUGGUGCUGAUCCAAAGCAGUUAGAGAGGACUGGUACUGUUAGAGAAAUAGGCUCACAAGCAGUUUGGUCUCUUUCAUCCUGUAAGCCAGGGUUUGGAGUGGAUCAGUUACGAGAUGAUAAUCUAGAAACUUACUGGCAGUCAGAUGGAUCACAGCCUCAUUUGGUGAACAUCCAAUUUAGAAGAAAAACAACAGUGAAGACCUUAUGUAUUUAUGCAGACUACAAAUCUGAUGAAAGUUACACUCCAAGCAAGAUCUCUGUCAGAGUAGGAAAUAAUUUUCAUAAUCUUCAGGAAAUUCGGCAACUGGAAUUAGUGGAACCCAGUGGCUGGAUCCAUGUUCCUCUAACAGAUACCCACAAGAAGCCCAUUCGCACCUUCAUGAUCCAGAUUGCUGUUCUAGCGAAUCACCAAAAUGGAAGAGACACUCACAUGAGGCAAAUCAAAGUGUACACCCCUGUGGAGGAGAGCUCCAUUGGUAAAUUUCCCAGAUGUACAACAAUUGAUUUCAUGAUGUAUCGCUCCAUCAGAUAAAAUUUCCUUAUGAGGAACAAUAAGGGUAUUUUUUCAUGACUGUUAUUGCUAAAGUAUUCAGAUACUUAAAGAGCUGAGUUCACUUCAGUGUAAUUAUGUCUUUAUGUUUAUAUUUUGUACAAUUUUGAAAUAAAGAUAAUCUUGUGUUCCAGUA